Messenger RNA from Papilio machaon (common yellow swallowtail), 1534 nucleotides. RefSeq names its product facilitated trehalose transporter Tret1. The transcript is spliced from 10 exons. Gene Ontology annotation, cellular component: membrane. The record is from RefSeq and is a predicted model, not a curated record. NCBI's taxonomy places the organism in Eukaryota, Metazoa, Arthropoda, Insecta, Lepidoptera, Papilionidae. Gene Ontology annotation, biological process: transmembrane transport. The coding region runs from base 92 to 1534 and encodes 480 amino acids. Gene Ontology annotation, molecular function: transmembrane transporter activity.
UGCGCGAGAGCAGUUCUACGACCGAGUUGUCUCGCUUACUGUUGCGUUGAGUUUUGAGCGGCGCUCGUAGUGAGUUGUGAGCGGCUACAAAAUGGGCAAGAUUCAUCAACUGCACACGGCUGUAUCAUGUUCGCUAUCUUCAAUCCUGACAGGUUCGUUGUACGUAUGGCCUUCGUACACCAUAGGCCUGUAUACAGCAAACGACACCAAACUACUAGUGACACCAAUGGCUGACACGGAGAGUUCUCUGUUGGGCAGUCUGCCAUCUCUUGGAGCUAUGCUGGGAACUGCGAUAGUAGGGCUCGUGAUAAGUAACUUGGGAAGACAGAAGGGGGGUAUGCUACUGGCUCUGCCGUUUGUGCUGUCGUGGCUCAUCAUCGAUAUGUCUUCAUCAUCACUCAUGAUCCUAAUCGCGAGGUUUAUCGGAGGUAUCGGGUGCGGCGCGGUACUGGUCUAUGCACCUAUGUUUAUAUCAGAAGUGGCGGAGGAGUCUAUCAGGGGGAGGCUCGCAUCAGUGCCAAUGGCUUGUUACUGCAUGGGUCUCCAAAUGUCGUACAUCCUGGGCUGGUGCCUCUCCUACCGGUACAUCCUGUGGGUCAACUUGGCGCUCAGCAUCCUCAACCUGGCCUUGCUCAUGACUGUCACCGAGAGCCCCGUCUUCUUGAUGCGACAGAAUAGAGAAGAGGAUGCCAAAAUGUCAAUAGCUCACUACAGAGGCGAGUCUCCAGGGUCUAAAGUGGUGCUGGAGGAGGUGUCUCGGCUCAAACAGCUGCUGACGCCUGCCGUAGAACUUGUACCAUUAAAUACUGAGAACACUAAGGCAGAGGAAGCAGAGAAAGAAAAACUGAACGUGGAGGAAGACACACCGCACAUACAAACCAAACCCUCAGCGAUAAAGUUGCUGUAUCGAUCACCGUCAUCUCGUCGUGGUUUUACUGUAGUCGGCUUGUUGUUGUCUCUACAAGUGAUGAUGGGUCUGGUGGCAGUGCAGGUGUACGCUAAGCAGAUCUUCUCGCAGGCGGCGCCCUCGCUCUCCUCACAUCUCUGCUCCGUCAUCUUCGCCAUGGUCAUCCUGCUCGGCAGCAUCUUCAGUCUCGUCGCUACUGACAAGUUCGGCAGAAAGAUCCUGAUAAUAAUAUCAUCAUCGAGUGUGGCGCUGUGUCUGUGUGUGAUGGGCGCGUUCCUGCAGACGGGGGUGGUGCCAGCCUGGGUACCUGCGCUGCUCAUCCUCGUCUACUGCUUCUUCUUCAUGUCCGGAGCCGGCAGCGUCCCCUACGUACUGUUGUCUGAGUGCUUCGUACCUGAUGUACAAAGUCUAGCCUCGACUCUUCUAAUGGAGUGGGUGUGGCUUCUCAACUUCUUCAUCGUGGCCAUAUUUCCCUUCCUCAUCAAGUAUUUCGGCAUUCAUGGCUCCUUCUACGUGUUCGCGAUCUUCGCCACUUUUAAUAGCUUAGUCGGAAUAUUUCUACUUCCUGAAACUAAAGGUCUAACAAACGAUCAAAUACAAGAAGCUCUGAUGAGGCGAAAGAAAUAA